Messenger RNA from Myripristis murdjan (pinecone soldierfish), 2100 nucleotides. RefSeq names its product polymerase (DNA directed), delta 2, regulatory subunit (gene pold2). The transcript is spliced from 11 exons. NCBI's taxonomy places the organism in Eukaryota, Metazoa, Chordata, Actinopteri, Holocentriformes, Holocentridae. The record is from RefSeq and is a predicted model, not a curated record. Gene Ontology annotation, biological process: DNA strand elongation involved in DNA replication; DNA replication. Gene Ontology annotation, molecular function: DNA binding. The coding region runs from base 182 to 1597 and encodes 471 amino acids. Gene Ontology annotation, cellular component: delta DNA polymerase complex.
AAGAGAUGACGUAAGUUUAUGCGCCGGCGCGAAAUUGAGCGGGUGCUUUCCUUCGCUGGGUGCGCAAUCUGAUGUUUCCUUUCCUCUCUAAGUGAUUAUUAAACGAACAUCAUUUGAAAACUUCCCAAAUAAGAGGCGUCAUACAGUUGAAAACAGCUGAAGCUCCCGACUCUGCCGAGCCAUGUUCUCUGAGCUGAGUGCCCAGAGGGAGGCCUCCUCCCUGCUCUGCCGCCCGGCCUCGGAGGACCAGGGCCCGGUGUUUGACAGGGUGCUCCAGGCCUACACCCCCUGCUCCGAGCGCUUCAAACUCGGAGAGCGAAGCUUCAGCCGCCAGUAUGCUCACAUCUAUGCAGCGCGACUCAUGCAGAUGAGGCCCCUGCUGACAGAGAGGGCCCAGCAGAAGUGGGGAGUGAAUGUGCGUAUCAGGAAGCUUUGUGAUCUUCAGACAGGGGAGCAGUGUUGCAUUGUGGGAACCCUGUUCAAGCACAUGGAGUUGCAGCCCUCCAUCCUGAAGGAGAUCAGUGAAGAGCACAACCUCCUGCCUCAGCCCGCUCGAGCCAGAUACAUCAGUGACGCAGAUGAGCUGAUCCUGGAGGACGAGCUGCAGAGGAUCAAGUUGGAGGGCAAAAUUGACAAAGACAAAUGUGUCACAGGAAGUGUUAUUGCCAUAUAUGGAGCAGAGAAGAAUGAUGGGAAGUUCACAGUGGAGGAAUUUUGCACUGCUGAUCUCCCAUUGCAGACACCAAGACCUUCGCUCAGUUCUGACAAGUUUGUGCUGCUGGCCUCAGGUCUUGGUCUUGGCAGCAGUCACGCUGACAGCAUGCUGGGGCUCCAGUUGUUGGUUGACAUGAUAACCGGCCAGCUAGGUGACCAAGGGGAGCAGAGUGGGGCCGCGAGCAUCUCCAGGGUCCUGCUGGCUGGUAACCUCUUGAGCCAAAGCACCCAGAACAAGGAGGACUCCACUAAGGCCAAGUACCUCACCAAGAAGACUCAGGCGGGCAGUGUGGAGGCUAUUCGUCUGCUGGACGAGCUGCUGCUUCAGCUGGUGGCUUCUGUUCCAGUGGAUGUGAUGCCAGGCCAGUACGACCCCACCAAUUACACCCUGCCACAGCAGCCCCUGCACCGCUGUAUGUUCCCCCUGUGCUCCGUCUACCCCACCCUGCAGCUGGUCUCCAAUCCGUACCAGGCUAACAUCGACGGAGUCAAGUUCCUGGGCACAUCGGGUCAGAAUGUCAGUGACAUCCAGAAGUACAGCAGUGUGGACAGCCACCUGGAUAUACUGGAGAACACACUGCGACUGAGACACCUGGCCCCCACGGCGCCGGACACUCUGGGUUGUUACCCAUUUUAUCAAAAAGACCCUUUUGUCUUGGAAGAGUGUCCCCAUGUCUACUUCAGUGGCAACGCCCCUUCCUUUGAGUCCAAACUCGUCAAAGGUCCCGACGGUCAGGAAGUCCUCUUGGUGACUGUCCCAGAAUUCAGCAGCACCCAAAUGGCUUGCCUGGUCAACCUGCGCACACUCGAAUGCGAGCCAGUGACUUUUUCUGCCUUCUCUGCUGACGACGACGAUGAGAGCGAGAUGAACAUCAGCCACUGAGACUUCAUUUCCACUCAUCUUCUCACUCCUCGAACACAACUCAUCCAUGUUCAGAUCCGUUAUUGCGUCAGCUGUCCGGAUGGUAAUCGUUACAUCAACAUGCCUAGAACUUUUCUCACAUUGGUGCUGUCCAAUAUCACUAAUCGAUGAGCUUGUUGUUACAAAUAGCACUACAUGGUUUCUUCAAAUGCUUGUCUGUAUAGUAUUUUUUUCAUGUUACAAUCUUUAAGACAUGUAGAGCUGUGGCAUGCCAGGAUGUUUUGCGAAAUCAGUGCUGAGAAAGAAGAGAAAACACACGGCGUGUAUUAACAAGCCUUUAUUAUUUGAAAAAUAACUUUCUUCUACCUCGGCUAGCUCUGAGGAACAUAACAGAAGAUCUCUCUGGACUCUCUCGUUAACUUUGAACAAAUGUUUUUAAGGCAUUCAGAGACUAUGUUUAUACUGUGAGAAGAUUUUGCUGUCAUGAAUGGAAAAUAAUGUAAAUAAUUAAACAAUUUUGUAAU